Messenger RNA from Prorocentrum cordatum, 900 nucleotides. Lineage: Eukaryota; Dinophyceae; Prorocentrales; Prorocentraceae. The record is from the annotation of a GenBank genome assembly.
AUGUGGUUGUUCCAGCCUUCUGACCGCCUGGAUGUACACAAGUACCGCAGCGAACUGUCGGAGUACAUCCGGGCACAAGCGAAGCAAGUGUUCGGACCACCUGAGAAGAAGCCGAGGCAGGCUUGGAUUUCCCAGUGCACGUUCGAGUUCGUGUCUCUGUCAGGGGGUUUCGCGAUGGCUGUGCAGCACUCGAAGGUUGCUGAAAUGGUCGUUGCGCUCGAGGAAGUCCCUUUCCAGGACAAGGGGGGUCGAAUGGUCAAGUUGUAUAAGGGCAAGGGGGAUCCUCGGGAUCUCGAUUGUUCACGCGGACUCACUGUUGUGGACCAUCAGGCGAAAUCAUUUAUUUCCUUGUUGAAGAAUGACCUUGAGGAUGCAUAUCAUGCGUUUGUGCCCCAGAGCCAGCACGGAGCUGUAGCAAAGAAAGGCACCGAUCUAGCGCACCAUUUCAUCUUGACUGCCCUUGCCUACGCUAAGGCCGUGGGGCAAUGUGCGUUCGUGCUCUUUGUUGAUCUUGUGAAAGCUUUCGACGGCGUUGUCCGGGAAUUGUGCAUGGGAUUCCCUCAGGACGUCCCUGAAACUCGCAGCGCCCAGCUCGAGUACCUGAUGGGGAUGGGGGUUGAUGCUCCGGAUGCCGAGUGGAUUUUGGAUUACAUAGAACAGCACGGGCACGCCUUUCAGCAAAUAGGGGUGCCAGAGAAGCUCACUCGCCUUGUUGUUGCGCUCCACACGAAGUCCUGGUUUCAGGCUGACGGAGCGGACAGCUUCGCCUACACGAGAACUGGCGGCCGGCAGGGCUGCAAAUUAGGCGGGCUCAUGUUCAAUUGUUGUUAUACUCUUGCUCUUAACCAGCUUGUGCAGGCGUUGCGCGAAGCCGGCAUCACCACCAGGAGCGGGCGGUGA